AUGGAAUUCCUCUCUGGCCUGGGGAUAAAGCAAAAGUUCUCCUCAGUAGAACACCCCCAAACAAACGGGCAGGUAGAGGCUGCAAACAAAGUCAUCCUUCUUGGUCUAAAGAAGCGCCUAGACAGCAAGAAGGGAAACUGGGCCGACGAACUCCCCUCCGUCCUAUGGUCCUACCGGACAACCGAGCAAAGCGCCACGGGAGAAACCCCCUUUCGCCUAACCUAUGGGGUCGAUGCGGUAAUACCAGUUGAAAUCGGCGAACCAAGCCCCCGACUACUCCUCGCGGGCAUGAGCGAAGCGGUUGAGAAAGACCUGAUCGAAGAAACAAGGGAGAUGGCUCACCUAACAGAAACGGCGCUGAAACAAAGAAUAGCCCUGCGUUACAACGCAAAAGGUAAGGGAGUACUCGGCAAGGGCGCUUACAAACUCGAAAAACUGGACGGCAAGGAAAUACCCAGAACAUGGAACGCAAGUAACCUAAAGAGGUUCUACUUCUGA
Messenger RNA from Arachis ipaensis, 498 nucleotides. NCBI's taxonomy places the organism in Eukaryota, Viridiplantae, Streptophyta, Magnoliopsida, Fabales, Fabaceae. The record is from RefSeq and is a predicted model, not a curated record.